AUGGGCAGCUGCUACGAAAUGUUGGUUAAACUUGUAGUUUUUGCGGCUACCUGGACUUUGUGUACAUCUUCAGAGCUGUACGAUGUUACAACGAUUUAUAGAAUUGAUGAACCAGCUGGUGGAAUCGAACAUGAUGAGAGUCCAAUGUCGGCCGAGAUCCAUGCUCGUACAAACGCCCUCGGACUUCCUUUCCUUGUUGCGGGGAAUGUCGUUGAGCCAGAGGUCGGAGUGGAUAUUCCCAGAUGCGUGGCUCUGAGACUCAGUGAUGUCAGAUGUGAUUGGGAGUUGGACAACUGGGACUGGACUGUCUGGGAACACGCACCGCUUCUUGACACAGGAGACUGGUCUGAACUGCAAGUGACAGGCCUGGCAUCCAAGUACCUCAGAUUUGACGACGCUCUUUUCAUCCGCUUCAACGGCCUAGUACACAACCAGUCUUACAUCCAUGUGGUGUUCACUCCCAGCAGAGCUUACAUCCAGAACCAGGAGAAGUUUUACUACCUCCAGCUCUCCAAGCUUCACCAGAGCUUCUUCCACCGCUGCGACAACCGGAUAUUUGAACGGUUCACUCGCUUCAAGGAUCUCGACGAGAACAUCAUAGCGAUCCAUUGCCAUAAAAUUGCAAACGUUACUCUGCAGAUGGAAAAGUGGAGUUUUGGGAAAGUAAAUGCAGAGAACUAUCUGUUGGUGGAAAUCAACAAGAAUGGAACUAUUCAGUUAUGGAACACCAAAGCUAGGACAGUUCCCAUGAUGAUGUGGGUCGACCCACAGCCGAUACCCAUCAAUUUCUUCACCAUAAGAACUGAUGAGGCUGGCAAUGCACAAGUCAGUGCGAUAAAUUACGGGAAAGGACAAGUUUUGAGCAUGGCCAAGAAUGUAAACAUAGCCUCGAUCACGAGUCCACCGCUGGGGCUAGCCUCAAACAAGCUCUGUGUGUCUUUGGUGUAUCACACACAAAGGUCAACAACACCCACUGUCGUCACAGUAGCCUCUAACACACAGACAGUCAACCUUGGGGAGUUGCGCAAUGAUCAGGAUGGCUGGAAGGUUGAUAGAUUCAAAGUCACUCUACCAGAAUCAAUGUUGGAAGAAGAAGUGAAAGUUCAUAUCAAGUCGAUCAAAAAUGAGGGUGAUCUACAUAUUCAGAGGAUUGCUGGCUGUAACGCUGACGAUGACGAGGACAUUGCCACAAUCUCGGUUCUGGGAGGAUUCUCGACUCCAAAUGACAGAAUGGCUUACAGUGUGGCAGUGAGACCUUCUGCCGGAUCUUUUCACAACCCCAAGUUUAUAACAGUAGGAGACUGUGAGAAUGGGGGACUUGUCUACAGUGAAGGGAAAUGUGCUUGUCCUGCAGGGUUCACUGGGGAUCGUUGCCAAACAGGAUGUGGCGCCAACAGGUAUGGACUUGACUGUGGAGGCUUAUGUUCACUCAGACAGCAGGAAUGUCGUGGUCUCACUCUUUGCACCCCUAUUGUGGGGUGUUUCUGUGCACCAGGAUACAAGGGGUACCACUGUAAUCAAACUUGUGAAGGUAGACAGUACGGCGCAGGCUGCACUCAACGGUGCAACAACUGCGCCGGCCGAUGUGACCCGUACACCGGCGUCUGCACCACGGUGUGCAAACCUGGCUACUAUCCACCUUACUGCAAGACAGUGUAUUCGUACACCCAGUUUGCUCCGCAAGUAAAUGUUUCCACGUACGGCGAGGCGACAGUGACUCCUGAUAUUUACAAUACUUUGGGUCAGGGAAAACCAGCCUUCUAUCAGGUGCAGUACAAGGUGUCCCGUGCUCUGCAGUCGAUCGUCUACCGUACUCUGCCAAUCUCUCAGACAGGUGAUAGUGUACAAGAUGUGGUCAUAACGGGACUUCAACACGGAGUUAGAUACGACGUGCGGGUGAUUCUGAUUGAUCAAGAUCUGAACAGUUAUCAAGGCAAUCUCGUACCUUACAACCAAUUCCUGACCAGCUGUUAUGUACCUGAAGAUUAUGACUACAAACCAAAGGCUGAAACAACAGCUACUUCUAUUACAAUGUCUUGGAGGUAUGAGCCAGACCACGAGUACAGUUGUCCAGUCGUUAAUUACGAGUUGAGCUGGCAGGAGGGUUGGCGCUGGUUGUCUCUCAAUGUUACCAACACGACAGCUACGUUAGUUAACAAGCUGCCAGUCACAGCGUACAAUCUACGAGUGAGAGCUCUCACUAGCAGCGACUACGCUCCUUACUCUAACACUAUUAGUGUCCGCACUGCUAAACAAGCACCUGGUCCCAUCUGGAACUUAACGCUGGUCCAAUCAACAAGCUCUUCCCUCACGUUGUCUUGGAAUCCUCCACUGGACAAGGAUCAUUACAAUAUCAGUUACAUUGUCACCUACGAGUGCAAGAAGCUGACAGUGUGUGAGAGGGAGAGUACAGAGACAGGAGAGGCUCAUGUUGUUCAACCUGUCGUCACCCUGCAAGGUCUACAACCUCUGGCCCAGUAUGUAGUCACGUGCAAGAAGCUGACAGUGUGUGAGAGGGAGAGUACAGAGACAGGAGAGGCUCAUGUUGUUCAACCUGUCGUCACCCUGCAAGGUCUACAACCUCUGGCCCAGUAUGUAGUUACGUGCAAGAAGCUGACAGUGUGUGAGAGGGAGAGUACAGAGACAGGAGAGGCUCAUGUUGUUCAACCUGUCGUCACCCUGCAAGGUCUACAACCUCUGGCCCAGUAUGUAGUCACGUGCAAGAAGCUGACAGUGUGUGAGAGGGAGAGUACAGAGACAGGAGAGGCUCAUGUUGUUCAACCUGUCGUCACCCUACAAGGUCUACAACCUCUGGCCCAGUAUGUAGUCACGGUAUCAGCUGUUGAUGCGGCAGCAGGUCCUAAUGUGUCUGUUGUUGUAUGUGUAGUGCAAGAAGCUGACAGUGUGUGA
Molecule: messenger RNA, 2910 nt
Organism: Macrosteles quadrilineatus (aster leafhopper)
Lineage: Eukaryota; Metazoa; Arthropoda; Insecta; Hemiptera; Cicadellidae
Exons: 21
Coding region: 1-2910 (969 amino acids)
Molecular function (GO): scavenger receptor activity; protein binding
Source: RefSeq, a predicted model, not a curated record